Messenger RNA from Trematomus bernacchii (emerald rockcod), 3790 nucleotides. RefSeq names its product family with sequence similarity 83 member B (gene sack1b). Gene Ontology annotation, biological process: epidermal growth factor receptor signaling pathway. NCBI's taxonomy places the organism in Eukaryota, Metazoa, Chordata, Actinopteri, Perciformes, Nototheniidae. The record is from RefSeq and is a predicted model, not a curated record. Gene Ontology annotation, cellular component: cytoplasm; membrane. The coding region runs from base 200 to 2944 and encodes 914 amino acids. The transcript has 5 exons.
CUGGAAUCCACACCCUCCAUCUGCAGACUGCUUAUCAAGUUGAGACAGCUACUUGUCUUUGUGUCUCUCCAGCUGCCAGUUUCUCCAAAUAUUGAACAGAAGCUGAACAUACAUUAAUCCAAGAGGGAUAUCCUGGGAGCAGUCAAGAGGACUUUUACAAGUUCACAAUCCAGAUGUCCUAAUGAAACAGUCUUGAGUGAUGGAGUCUCCAGAGCUUUCAAGGUUUUCGUCCUUGAGGGGAGAGUUGAAAUCAGAAGAUGCUAUCCAACCCCACUAUAAGGAGUCAUAUCGCCUGGCGAUUGAUAGCCUGGUUAAUGUCGGCAGAGACAGUUACCAAGAGUUUCUCAAGGGAGAACGUAUCGGCAGUUUCCUCUCAGAGGAGGAACUUCUCUUCAUCACUGAAAAUGCACAAAAGCUCCCACCUCAAAACAACCCAGAGGAAAUCGAUGGGCCACCCGACAACGAAUCAUCCUCAGGGACGUACUGGCCACUCCACUCGGAUGUGGAAACCCCUGAAUUGGAGAUGGGUUGGCCGGAGGUCAUGCAUGAAAUACUACAGACAAAUAUAGAUCUGCUCUUUCAUCCACCCAGACUAAACCACCCCUCCAUCAAAGAGGUGAUCCGGAAGCAUAUUCAGGAUGCAAGACAGGUCGUUGCCAUUGUGAUGGACAAGUUCACAGAUGUAGAUAUAUUCAAAGAAGUUGUCGAUGCCUCGAUACGAGGAGUCCCGGUUUAUUUGAUUUUGGAUGAUUUCCAUUUUAAAAGUUUCCUCAGAAUGGCUGAAAAUCAAGAUGUCAAACUUCAACAACUCCGAAACAUGAGGGUGCGCACUGUGAAAGGUCAAGAUUACGUCUGUCGAUCAGGAGCUAAAUUUCAUGGGGCAAUGGAGCAGAAGUUUCUUUUGGUCGACUGCCAGAAGGUGAUUUAUGGCUCAUACAGCUUCACAUGGUCAUUUGAGAAGGUGAAUCUGAGCAUGGUGCAGGUUAUCACAGGCCACCUGGCAAAGUCCUACGACGAGGAGUUUCGAACACUCUACGCCCGCUCAACCGUGCCAUCUGAACUCUGCAACGGGGAAAAUGGGAGGCCGAUUCUGUCAAAAUCUCAUUCCAUUCCGAAAAUUGAGCGGGGGGACCACUUGAGGCAUACGCUGGACACAGUCUAUCGGAAAACCUGUGAGAGAAAGCUAGGAGCCAGAGACCUCGAGGAGAGGCUCAUUGAAGAGGAACCAAACAAACCUAGGCACUCGGUGGAGAACGGGAUCACAUUUCAGUCCCAUAGGCCCCAAUUUCAGCCUACAGAGACAGUAGACUACAUGAAAAGGCACAGCUAUGCUGGUGAGAUACAAGAUGGAAAUGAUGGAUACAUACCGCAGAACAUGAGGCCCAGAGCGAGCAACUGGAAUAUCUCUAGAGAAACAGGAAAUGGAACCAACCGCUACCCCAUGGACAAUUACCUACAAACAACACAGAUGCAGAGAGGUCAAAAUAUGCGUCAGUCGUACAAUGGCAACGACAAACAGAUUCUGUCCUUGCAGCAGAACAUGCCAACACUAGAGAAUACAUCCAAGUCGUUCAUGCGCACAUGGAGGAUUGAUUCUUACCUCAAAAACUCUGAAGUCCCAUUCGGAGAUUCUUGUGACAAUUUAGACCAGUUUGAGCCACAGGACAAAGCUAACUCCUUCAUGCAGGGAAGGAUGAGAUCUUCCCUUGCUUUCAGGUCCACCAUACCAGAGCACACAGAGCAAAACAGAUACAUUAACAACUCCAUUGGUGUUAACUCAACAGCAACAAACAGUCCUUUGCACCACUCAUCAAUGCAGUGGAAUCAAACAGCUGCAGCUGGAAACAGAAUAAGUAAUGAAGAGUUCAUGUUAAAGAGGCAAGGUUCGCAGAUUUUGGAUGACAAUCGAAAUGAGGCAAUCUACAGUCCAGGUAGAACCUCUUACAACUCUGUAUACGCUAGCUUAGGCAGAACUAAAGGUGGAAACAUGAUCAGAAACCCAGACAUCAUGACAGACAGUUGGAACAAGAGGCACAGUGUGGCAGAUCCGAGAUCAAACACUGAGUACGCGCAUGAAUCCUCAGGUCACAUGUACGGAGCUUAUACAAGGACGCAAGUUAAUAGAAGCACCGCAGGGAUCAAUGUACAGAGUGGAGGAUAUGGGUCAAAUCUGAAAGAAGAUCAAAGAUCUGCUUCUCAUUACGAUGUCAAGAGUAUCAUCGGCAGAAACAACCCUGGUACUCCCACUUGGCAGGAGCCCCCAUCAAGGACUCUGUCAGCAGCAGCUCUGGGUGGGAAUAGCAAGGAUUUAACAGCAACAUCCAACAGCAUGAGUUCCCAGCAACUUCUAAAGAAAGGUUCCAAUAAAAUAAAAUCUGCACUCAACAUACAAGGGAAAAAAGAAGAUUCUAUUGGAAUGUUAGAAACACAGAGUCUGAAUUCAGGCGGCAGCACAGACACCAUAACGGCUGAGGACGAGGACAGGGUAUCACAUGGAGGAGGAAAACUUCCCCAAAGCACAACCAGCUCUGUCAGGUCCUACUCGGAGCGCCAGAGGACGCGAAUAGAGGACGACCAUAAGACAUCUUCGAAACCUCGAUUCAGAACUGAGGAGCAUCAAAGUAUUCUCGCUCAACCAAGCACACACAAGAAACCGAGCAUUUUUGAGAAACGCGUGAAGCCCGGCCUUGAUUCAGGAAGCUUGAGCAAAGACCGAGGCCCAGAGUCUCGUCUGUACAGCAGAUUUGAGCCUUUGUACUCAUCUGAAAAGAAACAAUCCAUGCACACUACUCUGGGAUUUGGAAACCCUAAGGACAAAGCCAAAGGCCUUCCCAAAGGUGACACAGCUAUUGAACACCACCUCACCAGGGCUGCACGAGGGCACAGUGAAAAUAAGUUUGAGAAGUUCUUUCAUAGAGUGGGUAAUCUCAUACAUAAGAAAUAGUAACGUGUUUACACAGGUCACUUAUUACCAAUGCACAUUUGAUGUACAAUCUUUUUAUUCUUAGCGUUGGUCUUUCUUUUUGUGUUUACUCUGGAAAAUGUUUUUAGAAAACACUGUUUACAUGUUGACCUCCGUGUAUGGUAUUUUGGAGAUAUGCACUGAUAAAUACUAUUGUAAGGAAAAUAUGUUUUGGAUGAAUACAGACCUUUAUAUUAUAAAAUAUUUAAAGCUGUCUCUAAGUUUGUCCUCCACUGGUGUAGCUCAUCUAUGUGUGUGCACAUUACAUAUUGCUGGUGUUACUGUAUAUUCAGAGGGUUAUAUGUGUUAUGAAUACCAAUAGCAUACAAACUACCCACCACUUCACACGAUGAAAAUACCAAGCUCAGAUAGAGCUUUUUUUAAUGCUGUGGGGUUUGCAUAUUUCUAACACCAGAGGCUAUCCUCUGCAAAAGACGUCAUGCACCUAAGGUUUGUGUUAUUAUUAAUCUUAAGGCAAAACAAAAUGUGCUCUACAGGCACAAUGAAAAAAUGCAAUACACAUUCUCAAUAGCCUCUCAGGGAUGACUAAAGUAUUUCCUCUUUCAUUUCCUCAAGGUGACAGAUUUAAGCACAGAGAAACAUGGCCUUCAGCGUAAAACACAUGCAUACACACAAGGGAUUCAUCUCUUUCAUUCAUAAAUAUUUCGUCUCCACAGUAAAUGACUUAGCAUUACAACUGAGUAUUUAGCUGUAUUUUAACUGAAACUUAAUAUAGCUUGCCACCAGCCAGUUUCCAAUUGGUUCCUUGUGUUUUCCCGCAGCUAUAUUUUUUGGGCUUUAUUGGAUUAAAACAAAAAAAAACAUGAA